CGAAUUUAUACUUCUAAUAAGUCAAUAUGCUAAUAAUUUUGUUUGUAUUGGUGCUCCACAUUUGUACUAGUUCAAAUUCGUAUACUGAUGAUGAAGAUUUGGAGUUAGAAAAUAUUUUAAACGCUGUUGUAGCUGAUAGUUGGGAGAACAACGAAAAUUUGUAUGUGGUGAAUAUAAAAGAAAAAAUUAAUUAUCCAGCUGUUUAUGUUAAUUCCAGUGAUAAUAUUAGUGUUUUUGAUUAUAUGCAACCUACUAUGUAUUUAAUAGCAGGAAAUUUGCAGGAUAUUUUGAAGAAACUUUCGGAUUUAUCCAUAUUAAAUCGAAGAGGUAAAUUUGUAUUCAUCCUCCCGAAUAAUCGAUUUGCCGAAGAAUCAAAAGGUAUCAUAAACAAAUAUUACUUAAACAAACUCAUACUGAUCAUCAAAAAUAAUCAAAAGUAUAGAUUGUUUUUACUAAAUAAUUUAAAUACCCCGCUGAAUACUAGUAAUAUUUUUACCCAAAUUCCACCGAAAAAAGUCGAGAAACUCAACGUGCUCAGUGCUAUCUAUCCUCCUUACGUGAUCCGAACUGACGAAGGUAUAUUCAUAGAUAUCAUCUUAAUGGCUGCAUCGAAUUUAAAAAUCUCGAUAAAUUUCACCCUAUCCCGUUUUGCUGCCAAUACCUUCAACGUUUCUCCGGAAUUCGUACCGGAAUACUUCGAUUUGUACGCAUCCCCCAUCUCCAAAUACUCCUUUGAUGUGGAAAAUACCAUCUGCUUGACCGAAGACAGGGCAGCUUGGGCAGCACCGAUUUUAGUGCGUACGAAAUAUUGGAGUAUUUUUUACGAGGAGUACCAAUUGAUGGUGUGGUUAGCGUUUUUUGGGCUCCUGCCAGUUUUGUAUGUGUUUAUGAAGAUUAUUGUGAAGUUGAUUCCGAAUCAAACUGAUAUAGCAAUAAUGCCUGCUAUUUGUAAUUUGGUGUUGGAAAACUCGUCUCACUUAGUUUUCGAUAGUGUUUCUUUGAAGAUUAUCUUCUCGAGUUACAUGGUGUUUUGUAUCGUAUUCACUAAUGUCUACAAAAGUAAAAUGUUCGAUAUUAUGACUGGAGGAUUGAGCACCCAGAUGAUUCAAAACGCCGAUGAUUUGAUAAAAUAUAAGUUUUUGAUGGGAUUUCCAGCACAAGCUUAUGUGGAUUUGUACAAAUAUGGUAACACAAGCUUCGGCCAAGCUUUGGUCAGAAACCAGCAGAUGCUGGUCUGCGGGCAUUAUACAGCGUGUUUGAACCGCACUGCCUUUAAAAAAGACAUGAUAACCGCUCGAUUGGAGAGAUUGUUUAAGUACAUAAUGCCGAGGGAUUAUGUAGACGAAAAUGGAAAAUCGUUGCUCUAUAUGAUGAAGCAUAACAAGAAGGUUACUCUGAAUUUCGGACUAGUGUUUCAGAAAGGUCAUCCGUUGUACAAGAGGUUCAAUAAAAAUUUAAUGCGGCUGUUCGAAGGAGGUUUCGUUCAACAAUUCUGCAAGCAAUUCGACAGGCAGUACGAACAGGCGAUGAGUCUAGCUGAGAUAGAAAAAUCCGAUAACAAAUUAUCGUUAGAAAUGCUCUUAUCUACAAUUUCCCCGGAAUUCGUACCGGAGUACUUCGAUCUGUACGCCUCGCCCAUCUCCGAGUACUUACCCGACGUAGAGAAUUCCAUCAGCUUAGCCGAAGAUAGAGCAGCUUGGGUAGCACCGAUUUUAGUGCGUACGAAAUAUUGGAGUAUUUUUUAUGAAGAGUACCAAUUUUUGGUGUGGUUAGCGUUUUUUGGGAUCCUGCCAGUUUUGUAUGUGUUUAUGAAGAUUAUUGUGAAGUUGAUUCCAUAUCAAACUGAUAUAGCAAUAAUGCCUGCUAUUUGUAAUUUGGUGUUGGAAAACUCGUCUCACUUAGUUUUCGAUAGUGUUUCUUUGAAGAUUAUCUUCUCGAGUUACAUGGUGUUUUGUAUCGUAUUCACUAAUGUCUAUAAAAGUUUUCCAGCGCCAGUUUAUGUGGAUAUGUACAAAAAUACUAACACCAGCUUCCACCAAGCUUUGACCAGAAACCAACAGAUGUUGGUUUGCGGGCAUUAUACAGCGUGUUUGAACCGCACCGCUUUUAAAAAGGACAUGAUAACCAUACGAUUGCAGAGAUUAGUUAAAUACAUAAUACCGAGGGAGUAUGUGGAUGAGAAAAGAAAAUCGUUGCUUUACAUAAUAAUAAAGGAACGACCGAAGAUAUUGAAUUUCGGACUGGUAUUUCAGAAAGAUCAUCCGUUUUACAGGAGAUUUAAUCUAAAUUUGAUGAGAUUAUUGGAAGGAGGUUUCGUACAACAAUCCUGCAAGCAAUUCGACAGGCAGUACGAACAGGCGAUGAGUUUAGCUGAAAUGAAGAAAUCCAAUAAUAAAUUAUCGUUAGAAAUGCUCUUAUCUACUAAAAAUUCGUCCAUAGUCAAAGGUGAUGAAGAUUUGGAGUUGAAAAAUAUUUUAAACUCUGUUGUAGCAGAUAGUUGGCAAAAAAACGAAAAUGUGUAUGUAGUGAAUGUUAAAGAACAAAUUUAUUAUCCAUCUGUUAAUGUUAAUUCUAGUGUUGAUGUUACCAUUUUUGAUUACACACAACCUACUAUGUAUUUAAUAGCAGGAAACUUGCAGGAUAUUCUAAAGAAACUUUCGGAUUUAUCCAUAUUGAAUCGAAGAGGUAAAUAUGUACUAAUCCUUCCAAACAAUCGAAUCAACGAAGACAUCAAAGGACUCACAACUAAAUAUUACCUAAACAAGAUUCUGCUAAUCAUCAAAAAUUAUCAAAGGUACGAAUUAUUUUUACACGACGAUCUAGCCAACCCACUUCAGAAUAUCAGCAACAUUUUCGCGCAAAUUCCACCGAAAAAAUUCACCAAACUGAAUGUACUCGGCGCUCUUUAUCCACCUUACGUGAUCAGAAACGGAGAAGGUAUAUUCAUCGAUAUCAUUUCAAUGGCUGCAUCGACUUUAAACGUCUCGAUUAAUUUCACAUUAUCCCGCUACGCUGCUAAUACUUUCAGAAUUUCCCCGGAAUUCGUACCGGAGUACUUCGAUCUGUACGCCUCGCCAAUCUCCGAGUACUUCCCCGACGUGGAGAAUUCCAUCAGCUUGGCAGAAGAUAGGGCAGCUUGGGUAGCACCGAUUUUAGUACGUACGAAAUAUUGGAGUAUUUUUUACGAGGAGUACCAAUUUUUGGUGUGGUUAGCGUUUUUUGGGCUCCUGCCAGUUUUAUAUCUGUUUAUGAAGAUUAUUGUGAAGUUGAUUCCGAAUCAAACUGAUAUAGCAAUAAUGCCUGCUAUUUGUAAUUUAGUGUUGGAAAACUCGUCUCAUCUAGUUUUCGAUAGUGUUUCUUUGAAGAUUAUCUUCUCGAGUUACAUGGUGUUUUGUAUCGUAUUCACUAAUGUCUAUAAAAGUAAAAUGUUCGAUAUUAUGACUGGAGGAUUGGACACCCAGCUCAUACAAAACUAUGAUGAUAUAAUAAAAAAUAAGUUUUUGGUAGGAUUUCCAGCGCCAGUUUAUGUGGAUAUUUACAAAAAUACUAACACAAGCUUCCACCAAGCUUUGACCAGAAACCAACAAUUGUUGGUUUGUGGGCAUUAUACAGCGUGUUUGAACCGCACCGCUUUUAAAAAAGACAUGAUUACCGUACGAUUGGAGAGAUUGGUUAAAUACAUAAUUCCGAAGGAGUAUGUGGAUGAAAAAAGAAAAUCGUUGCUUUACAUAAUUAUAAAGGAACGAGCGAAGAUUAUAUUGAAUUUCGGACUGGUUUUUCAGAAAGAUCAUCCGUUUUACAGGAGAUUCAACCUAAAUUUGAUGAGAUUAUUGGAAGGAGGUUUUGUACAACAAUCUUGCAAGCAAUUCGAUAGGCAGUACGACCAGGCGAUGAGUCUAGCUGAAAUGAAGAAAUCCAAUAAUAAAUUAUCGUUAGAAAUGCUCUUAUCUACGUUUGUUGUCUAUUUAUUUAUGAUGUUGCUGAGUACCAUUGUGUUUUUUAUUGAAUUGUAUUGGAGAUAA
This is a messenger RNA of Phyllotreta striolata, 4022 nucleotides long. Lineage: Eukaryota; Metazoa; Arthropoda; Insecta; Coleoptera; Chrysomelidae. The record is from the annotation of a GenBank genome assembly.